This is a messenger RNA of Rhizopus microsporus ATCC 52813, 465 nucleotides long. RefSeq lists its product as uncharacterized. The transcript is spliced from 3 exons. Gene Ontology annotation, molecular function: structural constituent of ribosome. Gene Ontology annotation, cellular component: cytosolic large ribosomal subunit; ribosome. Bases 1 to 465 code for a protein of 154 amino acids. Gene Ontology annotation, biological process: translation. Lineage: Eukaryota; Fungi; Mucoromycota; Mucoromycetes; Mucorales; Rhizopodaceae. The record is from RefSeq and is a predicted model, not a curated record.
AUGGUCUUCUCCACUCUCUCUUUUCUUUGUUUUUAUGUACUUCACCAUAACAGAAAGAAGCGUGGACACGUCUCAGCCGGUCACGGUCGUAUUGGCAAGCACAGAAAGCAUCCUGGUGGUCGUGGUCUUGCUGGUGGUCAACACCAUCACCGUACCAACAUGGACAAGUACCAUCCUGGUUACUUUGGUAAGGUCGGUAUGCGUCACUUCCACUUGAAGAAGAACCCUCUCUGGCGACCUGUCAUCAACCUUGACAAAAUCUGGACUCUUGCUGGUGAAGGUGUUCGUGAGAAGUACAAGAACACUGAAAAGGUUCCUGUCAUUGAUACUCUUCAACAUGGUUAUGCCAAGGUUUUGGCCAAGGGUACCAUCAGCCAACCUGUCAUUGUCCGUACUCGUUAUGUUUCUGCCCUCGCUGAAAAGAAGAUCAAGGAAGCUGGCGGUGUUGUCGAACUCAUUGCUUAA